Messenger RNA from Nothobranchius furzeri (turquoise killifish), 1953 nucleotides. NCBI's taxonomy places the organism in Eukaryota, Metazoa, Chordata, Actinopteri, Cyprinodontiformes, Nothobranchiidae. The record is from RefSeq and is a predicted model, not a curated record.
CCUUUAACUACACCAUUAUGAGUCACUAUUUUAGCAGUUGCAGUUAUCAGCUGAGGACCAACAAGAGUGUUCUGUCCACAUUGUGUGCAUGUAGUCUCAGAUGGAAUGAGAUGUGUGAGGAAUCCAUGAGAGUCUUGGCGUCUCUGCUGCUGGUGAUCAGUGUUUUGGAAGAUCGGAAGGUAUUUUCUUGUGAGCAAUCAAAUACUUGAUCAUCCUUUCAGCUGCUGGAUCUGGAUAAAACGCUUAUAUUGGGCGAAAUCUGCCUAGCCCUCCAUCUCCUCGCAUUGUUUUAUUUUGAAACGUAUUUUAUUUUGAAAAGAGGAAGUGGGAUUCUCCCAUUUCAACUCUUAUCUUCCUGUUGAACCACGAGUUGUUCUGAAAGGUUCAACUUUGGAAGCCAUCGAGACACGACCUAGAAGCUGUGCUGUUCUGAGAUAACUCGGUGGACUUGCUGUUAGCUAAACACGGCUAAAGAAAACCUGCUACCACUUCAGGAUCAUCCAUCAGCUGGGACUGAUUCAUCGUGUGUUCUUCACCACCUGGACCUGGACAGCAUGGACACAGGUAGGGCUGCCACCUUUCAGAUAUGUAAAUAAGUAAAUGAGUUGGAGAAGUGGUUUUUCUCUUAGACAGCUGUGUUAUUCACACAGGUGUGAAACAUCUGUAAACGCCAGAUCUGGUGCAGGAAAAUGGCUGAACAGGGAGUGGGGACACACUUUGCCUUCUGCAGUUAUUUUCAACAGAUGGUUCUGGUUAAAUAAGAAGCUUCAGAAGAACAGAGUGCUCGUGUCAACCACCAGCACCUAGAUUUUCUCCACAAAAAGGAGGAACAGGAGAGACUCUUGUCUAGUAUGGAGGGAGAGCAUCUCCAUUUGAAUAUGGAGACUGAUGCUGCCAGGUUUCAAUCCUUUAGCCAAAAAACACAUUUAAACAAACACACGAGAGUCCAGACAAAGCAGAAACAUUUUGCCUGUGAGCACUGUGGACAAAGGUUUCACCAAAAGACUAAUUUAACCAGACACAUGAGCGUCCACACAGGAGAUAAGCCCUUUCCUUGUGAGCUCUGUGGAAAGAAAUUUAGCUUAAAGUCAAAUUUAAACCGACACAUGAGCGUCCACACUGGAGAGAAGCCUUUCGCCUGUGAGCUCUGUGGUAAUAGAUUUAGUGAAAAGGGAAAUUUAAACAAACACAUGAGAGUCCACACUGGAGAGAAGCCUUUCGCCUGUGAGCUCUGUGGUAAUAUAUUUAGUGAAAAGGGAAGUUUAAACACACACAUGAGAGUCCACACUGGAGAUAAGCCCUUUCCUUGUGAGCUCUGUGUAAAAAGAUUUAGCCAAAAGACAACUUUAAACAAACACAUGAGAGUCCACACAGGAGAUAAGCCCUUUCCUUGUGAGCUCUGUGGAACGAGAUUUAGCCAAAAGACGCAUUUAAACAAACAUAUGAGAGUCCACACUGGACAGAAGCCUUUUGCUUGUGAGCUCUGUGUAAAAAGAUUUAGCCAAAAGACAACUUUAAACAGUCACAUGAGAGUCCACACUAGAGAGAAGCCCUUUUCUUGUGAGCUCUGUGGAACGAGAUUUAGCCAAAAGACAACUUUAAACAGUCACAUGAAAGUCCACACAGGAGAGAAGCCCUUUCCUUGUGAGCUUUGUGGAAAGAAAUUUAGCUUAAAGACAACUUUAAACAGUCACAUGAGAGUCCACACUGGACAGAAGCCUUUUGCUUGUGAGCUCUGUGUAAAAAGAUUUAGCCGAAAGUCCUAUUUAAACACACACAUGAGAGUCCACACUGGAGAGAAGCCUUACCCCUGUGAGCUCUGUGGUAAUAGAUUUAGUGAAAAGGGAAAUUUAAACAGACACAUGAGAGUUCACACUGGCUUUUUGCCUGUGAGUUCGGUGGAAAAGAUUCACCCAAAAGAUCAGUUUAAACGGUCACAGAAGAGUCCAUAAA